Panicum virgatum (switchgrass) is the source of this 1504-nucleotide messenger RNA. Its product is annotated as F-box protein At5g03100-like. The transcript has 3 exons. The annotation marks the transcript as partial. NCBI's taxonomy places the organism in Eukaryota, Viridiplantae, Streptophyta, Magnoliopsida, Poales, Poaceae. Gene Ontology annotation, molecular function: protein binding. The record is from RefSeq and is a predicted model, not a curated record.
GAUCUGCAUGCUCCUCACUCUGGUCCAAGGUGUGGGGUGUUUUUUCUGUAUUGGACCACUCUUUUCUCUCUUAAUACAAAGAUACGCAGCUCUCCUGCGUGUUCGAGAAAAAAAAAGCAGGAAAUUCAACUUCUUGUAUUGUCGCUUCUGCCACUCAAAGAGGCUGCAAGGACAAGCAUCCUGUCUAGAAGCUGGAGAAAGCUCUGGACACGUUACCCUAAUCUUUGCUUUGAUUACAGCAGAGACCGGUGCACUGAUGAUGAUAGUAGCAAAAUAGAAAGCGCAAUGUUCAUUGAGACAGUAAACUCUAUUAUUCAACAGCACAGUGGAAUAGGGUUCAAUAAAUUCAGCAUCAAAUGCAGCCUUUGGAAGGAUCACUCAGAUCAUCUUGAUAGGUGGAUUAGCUUUGCCCUUGCAUCGAAGGCUAGGAUUCUAGAUAUAAACCUGUGGCCACAAAGGAACAAUGUAGGACCAACCGGACAGGUUUAUCACUUCCCUCUUGAGGCUUUAGGUGCUCAAGAUUGCCCUUUUAUUCAGUCGUUGUUUCUCACCAAUGUUUCUAUAGAGACACCUUCAUAUAUAUGCGGCUUUGCAAAACUCAGGAAGCUUCAUUUGCACCGUGUUCAAGUAGUUGGAAAUCUUCCAGGGUUGCUAUUAAAUUGUUCUAUUCUUGAGGACUUGGCACUCAUCACCUGCUCUGGUGUGGCUGAUCUGAAUAUACCCCACCAACUUGAUAAACUUCGGCAUUUGCUAAUUUCCAAUAUGCGUGUCCAGAUGGUUGGGUUUUGUGUUCCUGAUCUUUCUUAUUUUUGGUACCAAGGUGCUGUGAUUCCUAUAGUGCUUGAUGGUUGCUCAAAAUUACAGAAGGCAAUCCUGACUUUUCACCGGAGGUGGGUUGAAGAAGACCACAUCAAAGUACUGGGCCAUGUAUUCAAUGGAAUUCCCAGUAUUUCAGCAAUGAAGGUGCUCAAUGUGCAUGCUAAUAUGCACAUCAAUAAACCGGUGUGGUCCUUACAGGUGCAUAUAUUGACAACAAGGGCAACAUGCAUGUUUAUGAAUUUGAGGCAUCUGGCUUAUGAAAUAACUAUUGUCACUAAGGAUCCAAAUAGUCACAGCGGAAUUCUUCAGCUGGCCCAGUAUUUGGCUUUGGCACCUCAUUUGGAGACACUGGAAUUACAUUUUCCUACCCUAUGUGCCACCUUGAUCACCUCAAGACGAUCUACAUGAGUGGGUUCCGUUGCUACCGGGCUCAGGUCGAGCUGCUGUGUGGCAUUUUGGAAAUGGGUGCUGCUCUCGAGCAUGUGACAAUUGAACCAAUAGUUAGAGUACCAUUUUGCCAUGCUUUUGUGAAUUUAGACAUACCUGAGGACAAGAUUUUUGAAUGGGCACACCAUACCUCAGAACGGUUCGGUAAAGCGAUCACUGUUGUAAAACGCCCUCAGCGGUGGUGCUGGUAGUUGUAAAACUGAUUUCAGAUCGAGUAUAAGCAAAGGAGUUCUUUUUA